Vigna angularis (adzuki bean) is the source of this 1093-nucleotide messenger RNA. RefSeq names its product LOB domain-containing protein 41. Gene Ontology annotation, biological process: regulation of gene expression. Lineage: Eukaryota; Viridiplantae; Streptophyta; Magnoliopsida; Fabales; Fabaceae. Bases 141 to 884 code for a protein of 247 amino acids. The record is from RefSeq and is a predicted model, not a curated record. The transcript has 2 exons.
UCCCAAAACAAAACUGCCAUAUUCUUGGAAACCCAAAACAGCUGCGCUCUAUUCUAAACCCACUCACUUCUCUCAUCUUCACUAUAAAACCACAUCUCAUCCUCGUUCUUCUCCUCCUCCUCACCCUAUUCAAACUCAGCAUGCGGUUCAGCUGCAAUGGUUGCCGCGUCCUCCGCCGUGGCUGCACGGCGGACUGCCCCAUUCGAAGGUCCCUCGAAUGGAUAAGUUGCCCUCACUCUCAGUCCAACGCCACCCUCUUUCUCGCUAAGUUCUAUGGCCGUCAAGGCCUCCUCAACCUCCUCAUCAACGCUCCCUCCCAUCUCCAACCAGCGGUAUUCAAAUCUUUGCUUUACGAAGCUUGCGGUAGGAUGGUGAACCCGAUUUUCGGCUCGACCGGGUUACUCUCGACCGGAAAUUGGCACCUCUGUGAAGCUGCUGCCAAAGCCGUUCUCAGUGGCGCGCCGAUUCAACAGGCUCUUCUUGAUGGAGUGGAGAGCCUCGAUUUCAAGGCUUGCGAUAUUCGCCACGUGGCAAAGAGUCAUAAAUCGUACAGCCCUGGUGCACUCAAAGUAGUAAAGUCACGGGCCAGCAAGUUCAAGCGCCGCGCUGCGAAGCCAAAAGUGGACUCAACCGUGGCUGAGUUGGCUGGAAGCAAGUUAUUUGGACAGGGUUCUCUGAGUCAGGACUCGGAGUCUGGGUUGACUCGGACGAGUGAGAACAAAAUCAUUGGUGGGGAAGCCGAUAGUAGCAGCAGCGAGAAUGUCAUGGUGGCGGCUCGAGCCAAUGAUGAAGAAAUUGAGCUUCGGUUGACUUUGGGGUGGAGACCAUUGAAAAAAUCAAUAACUGCUGUAUUGCCACGUGUAGGGCUCGAUCUUUCUGGCUAGUUCGGUCCUUUCCUCCAACAAAACGAAUAGUUUAGUUUAGUUGAGUUGGUGUUGUUUUUGGAUUGUUGGAUUUAGAUAGGUGGUGUGAAUCUUUUUUCUAUUCUCACCCCUUUUACUUAUGUUAUGUUUUAGAUUUUUCAGAUGUACGUUCUUUAUGGGAGAUUUUUUAUACUAUUCUUAUAAAUUACAAUAAUACAAGUUUAUGACCA